Molecule: messenger RNA, 548 nt
Organism: Ambispora leptoticha
Lineage: Eukaryota; Fungi; Glomeromycota; Glomeromycetes; Archaeosporales; Ambisporaceae
Source: the annotation of a GenBank genome assembly
AAAGUAAAGACAACCAAAGUGAUAGUUCAGUAAAAGUAAAUCCAGAUAAUUCUCCGCAGCCGAACCCAGGAAAAGAUAGUCCGUCCGAAGAAAAAAAUAAUAUUAAAACUAUCAAGUUCGAAAAUAAAGAGGAUAAUCACGAAAAAAACUCCUCUAAAUCUACGGAAAAAUCACCGGAGGAUAACCAAACCUUAAUUCUUAAUUUAAGAAAUAUUAAGAAAAUAACUCUAACCUCGGAUGGCAACUUGGUCAUUGAAUUUAAUGAGUCAGAAAAUAAUCAUGCUAACCGGCAAAAAACUCAAAUUAUAACUACUGAACAAAUCAAGCAGAGCCAAGAACUCCAAACUAUCAAAAGUCAUUGUCAAAAAAAUGGCAAUUCUAGUUUAAGUCAGCAAGAAUUAAGUAAAAUUAUUGGGGCUGCUAACUCCACCGCCACCGAAAAGCCCCAGAAUGGCAAUAAUGUUCUUUUAAUCGGAGUUCUAAUCGGAGGUAUUGGCGUGGCUUUAAUAUUUGGAGUCGGGAUUGGAUUAUUACUAAAAAAGAAGAAA